GAAGCUCUGAUAUUCAGUGAGACGAGGAAGGUUGAGAAGAAAAAUGGAGGAGACGACGAUUCCUUUCAAGAGCUUACAUAGCAGAGAGUAUCAAGGUCACAAGAAGAAGGUACAUUCUGUGGCUUGGAAUUCUAAUGGAACAAAGCUUGCUUCGGGUUCUGUUGAUCAAACGGCUCGUAUUUGGAACAUUGAACCUCACGGUCAUAGUAAGGCUAAGGACCUUGAACUAAAGGGCCAUACUGAUAGUGUGGAUCAGCUAUGUUGGGACCCCAAACAUUCAGAUCUUGUUGCUACUGCCUCUGGUGAUAAAAGCGUUCGUCUCUGGGAUGCUCGCAGUGGAAAAUGCACACAGCAGGCAGAACUUAGUGGAGAGAAUAUAAACAUCACCUACAAACCUGAUGGGACUCAUGUAGCUGUUGGUAAUAGGGAUGAUGAGCUUACCAUUCUGGAUGUCCGUAAGUUUAAACCUCUACACAGACGCAAAUUCAAUUAUGAGGUUAAUGAGAUUGCUUGGAACAUGGCAGGAGAUUUUUUCUUCUUGACUACAGGACUUGGCACUGUUGAAGUUCUUUCGUAUCCAUCUCUUAAACCACUUGACACUCUCACAGCCCACACAGCCGGGUGUUAUUGUAUUGCAAUUGAUCCUAAAGGGAGAUAUUUUGCUGUCGGGAGUGCGGAUUCCUUAGUCAGCCUUUGGGAUAUCUCAGACAUGCUUUGUUUGAGAACAUUUACCAAACUUGAGUGGCCCGUCAGAACAAUAAGCUUCAACUAUUCGGGAGAGUAUAUUGCUUCAGCCAGUGAGGAUUUAUUUAUAGAUAUUGCUAAUGUCCAAACCGGGCGGACGGUGCAUCAGAUUCCAUGUCGGGCUGCCAUGAACAGCGUCGAGUGGAAUCCCAAAUACAAUUUACUUGCAUAUGCAGGCGAUGACAAGAAUCCCAAGUAUAAUACUGAUGAAGGUGUUUUUCGGAUAUUUGGUUUUGAGAGCUCGUAGAAACAGAACACUGCAUCAGGAAACAUGAUACACAACUCCGCUUGAUCCGUGUUGAGUUAGAAAAAAUUUAUGUGCCAUGUGUGCUACUAAAUUUGUAUUGUCAGUAUCAAGUUGGAAUCUUACAGAUCACUAAAUACAUUGAAAGUUUGCAGUUCUGAUUUUAUAUGAAUCUGGCAUUUUAUGAUUCA
Messenger RNA from Arabidopsis lyrata subsp. lyrata, 1179 nucleotides. Its product is annotated as THO complex subunit 3. The record is from RefSeq and is a predicted model, not a curated record. Gene Ontology annotation, cellular component: THO complex part of transcription export complex. Gene Ontology annotation, molecular function: protein binding. Lineage: Eukaryota; Viridiplantae; Streptophyta; Magnoliopsida; Brassicales; Brassicaceae. Gene Ontology annotation, biological process: mRNA export from nucleus. The coding region runs from base 44 to 991 and encodes 315 amino acids. The transcript is spliced from 11 exons.